Talaromyces amestolkiae is the source of this 606-nucleotide messenger RNA. RefSeq lists its product as uncharacterized. The record is from RefSeq and is a predicted model, not a curated record. The transcript has a single exon. Bases 1 to 606 code for a protein of 201 amino acids. NCBI's taxonomy places the organism in Eukaryota, Fungi, Ascomycota, Eurotiomycetes, Eurotiales, Trichocomaceae.
AUGAGCACAAACAUGGUCGAUCAACGCCGUAAAGGCUUCCCCCGAGUCCAUCGAUACAUCACCACCCACAAUCACGACGGUGAAGCCAUCUUUCUCUCUAGCAGCCAAGUGCCGGAAUGCGCGCCUUUCCGCUCAGCAGGUGAAGACGGUGAACUCGCAUUAUUGUACGCAACAGAUACAUUCCCCAUUCAAUGCCAGAACGAAGUCGAUGUCGCCGUAUAUGAUUCGUAUCUACACAUGCCGCCGGGACUUACGCCAAGCAACGGAACAAUGUUUCGCGUGAUUGAUGUGCAACCGCUCAAAGAGACACCCAUGCAUAGAACCGUGACUGUUGACUACGGGAUUAUCUUGGAAGGGGAGGUGGAUCUUGUUUUGGAUAGUGGUCAGAAGAGGACACUGCGACAGGGAGACGUUACAAUACAAAGAGGCACGGCACAUUCGUUUCGGAAUAGGAGUGAUUCGAAAUGGUGUCGCGUGAUGUUUGUGUUUUUGCCAAUGCAGGAGUUGCAAAUCGCUGGGAAGAAAAUGGAUGAGGAAUGGUACGAAGAGAGGUAUGAGACUAGAGAUCCGCAGGAAAUAAUUGAGCAGGAGGGUUGUCAUGAUUGA